ACAAGCAUCUAGCAGAAGAAGAUGGACUCUUGACAAGUGAAGUCCCGUGGUUGUGCUAAGCUAGUCGUAAAGUAACCUUACCCGGCAUAGUUUGCUGAUUAAUAUCUAAACGUGUCGUAUCUUUUACACGGUAUAAUCGAAAAUGAUACUUACGGUGAAACCGCUCCAAGGAAAAGAAUGCAGCGUCCAGGUGACUGAAGAUGAAAAGGUCUCCACAGUGAAGGAACUUGUUUCUGAACGUCUCAACAUACCAACAAACCAGCAGCGGUUGCUAUAUAAAGGGAAAGCUCUUGCAGAUGAGCAUAAAUUGAGUGAUUACUCUAUCGGGCCAGAGGCUAAAUUGAAUCUCGUAAUACGUCCGCUGGGAGAGAGGACUGGAGCUUCAGGGCCAGCUGCCAGCUGUAGCAGUAGUACUUCACAGGGAGGAGUGUGGCACACCGUGUCCACUGUUCUUGCUAGACAUUUCAGUCCUGCAGAUGCCGCAAAAGUCCAUGAACAACUUAUCAAGGAUUAUGAGCGCUCCCUUCGACAGCUUAGUCUUGAUGACAUUGAGCGUUUGGCUGGAAGACUGCUUCAUCCGGAUGGCGAGAACAUGGACACGUCAUACAUGGACUGAGAAUGCAUAAUUACAGUUUGUCUUUGUGGCUGUCUUUGGCAAGGUGCCCAGAGAUGCAUAGUGUUUUCAGAUUUUAAGGAAUGGAAAAUAGUCUGGGUUUUCUCCCAGAGAGCUGCUGGUGUGUACCCAAUCGAUGUCUGAGUGAGCAAGGGUAACAAUGACUGUUGAUUCUCUCAGCAAUAGUGCUUUCUCAUCCAGGACCGAAGAACUUGGGUAAGAAAAUUUGGCCAUAUAAAUUUUGGUCCUCGUCAUAUUGAUGUUAAAAUGUUGACAAAGACCUGAUCACACUCAAUGUUUGAAUUCAAAGGAAAUUCAUUACUGCUUUUGUUUCAUGUGGUCUCUGGCUGCUACAUCCCAGGGAGCACUGGUAUUUAUUGUCUGAAGGCUGGUGGCUGGGUGUUUUCUCUACAUUUGAUCCUCUAACUAACUGAUGGUCAGUGUAUGAUUUGUAAAUAUUAUGUUUAUAUCUACCAUAUUAAAAACAUGAAAAUAA
Messenger RNA from Thalassophryne amazonica, 1109 nucleotides. RefSeq names its product ubiquitin like 4A (gene ubl4a). Gene Ontology annotation, molecular function: protein binding. The transcript is spliced from 4 exons. Gene Ontology annotation, biological process: post-translational protein targeting to endoplasmic reticulum membrane. Lineage: Eukaryota; Metazoa; Chordata; Actinopteri; Batrachoidiformes; Batrachoididae. The record is from RefSeq and is a predicted model, not a curated record. Bases 143 to 616 code for a protein of 157 amino acids.